UACGUCAUCAUUCAGACGACCAAAGGGGGAGGGUGCGAGUAAUGAGCAUUGUCUUGUGUUUGGGCUCCAAACACGCACUGAUUUUUAUCGUGCAUCAAGUCCCCGCUGUGAAGGACGAAGCUUCGGGCAAAUCGCGGCAACCUGUUGGAUUCAUCUGGACCAUUAUAUGGUCCACAUAGCGGUGCUUGUGACUUGUUUAGGGGGAGACAUUCACCGCGAGACACGUGCAUCUCGUCAUCGGGACCAGGAGAGACGAGUCGCCGCCGCAGCUCGGCUCCGCUCCGCGCCGCGCCCGGUGUUUUGACGUUGACGACGAACAAGCCACUGAAUACGAGUCAAUAUGAAUUUCGAAAUUCCCACGGGACUUACAGACCUCCUACAGGAUUUCACUGUCGCUGUUCUGAGGGAAAGACCGGACGAUCUGGUGAGUUUUGCCGCCGACUACUUCAACAACCUGCGGGAAAGGGAGGACAGACCGGGCGGACAGAAGAGAGGCGUGAAGUUCGAUGGCGAGCCCAUGGAAAAUGGUUCAGACGACGACGACAUUCUAGACGAGCCGCCUCCGAAGAGAAUUCUAGACAGCUACAAGAGAAGGAGACAGUCAGUUUGUGCAGAAAGGUAUGACCCAGACGCAGAUGAUGAGGAUGAUGACAAGAAGGUUGUGCACCCCAAGUCAGACAGUCAGAGGACCAGGCUAGCUCAGGCCGUGGCAAGCAUCCUUCUCUUCAAGUCCCUGGACCCGGAACAGAUGCAAGAGGUGCUGGAUGCAAUGUUCGAGAGAAAGGUGGUCCCAGAUGAGCAUGUCAUAGACCAGGGUGAUGACGGGGACAACUUCUAUGUCAUUGACAGUGGCACCUACAACAUCUAUGUGAAAAUCGACGGCACAGACAAACAUGUGGGUUCCUACGACAAUACUGGCAGCUUUGGAGAGCUGGCUCUCAUGUACAACACACCCCGCGCUGCUACCAUUGUGGCCACAUCCGACGGCGUACUGUGGGCUCUGGACCGUCAGACCUUCAGGAGGAUAUUGCUGAAGAAUGCCUACAAGAAGAGAAAGAUGUACGAAAACCUGCUGGACAAUGUGCCCAUGCUCAAGACUCUGGAGCAAUUUGAGAGAAUGAAGGUUGCUGAUGCACUCAUGACCCAGAGUUUCGAGGAUGGUGAAGUCAUCAUCAGACAAGGUGACUCUGCAGACUGCAUGUACUUUGUGGAGGAAGGUGUGGUGAGGAUCGCCAUGAAAAACAAGAAUGCCGACGACCCUGACAAGGAACUGGAGGUCACCAGGUGUAAACAGGGAGACUACUUUGGAGAACUGGCGCUUGUGACCAACAAUCCCAGAGCAGCCUCUGCCUAUGCAGUGGGCAAAACCAAAGUAGCAAGGCUGGACGUCCAUGCGUUUGAGCGGCUGCUGGGCCCCUGUAAGGAGCUGAUGAAGCGGAACAUCGAGCUGUACGAGGAACAGAUCCACGAGAUCUUCGGCUCCAAGCUGCAGCUACAGGAGUCGCAGUGAACCCAGACACACACCACCAGACACCAACAUCAAACUUGUAGAUAAGAAUAAAAAACAGCUUUACUGGCUGAAGCAUUUCCAAAAUCGUUCACGUUAACCCGGUUUACACUUAAAUCGUCUGGUAUCAAAUGUUCGUUGGUUGGCACACGCUUGUGCUGAAUGGCAUUCCCUUUAUUUUGCUCGGUACUUUCUUUGUUAGUUUUCCCAGCAGUUUGCGUAUUGAUGUGGUGAAGUUGAUAUGUAAAUGAAGACAAGAGUUAGGUUUGCAUUUGUUGUUAAGAGGGCGGACAAUGUGGGCUUUAUUUAGGGUAGGAGUAAGAUGUUUAAAAGUGCCAAGUUGUACCGUUCUGUUUGCACAAAGCACCGGCUUCUCCAUGUUGGUUGAAUCUUACUCAUGAGAUUACAAUUAAUUUUUUUAAGAGAAGGAGGUCCAGAUUUGGAAUGUUUCAUCCUUUUUAGCUGUUUUAAAGCCCUGACUAUAUUAUGCAUAAUUAUGUAGCAUCUGCUGGAGUGAUGUUAACUCAGAGAGCUGCGUUUUCUACCUUGGACAAUUUGAUACAGUGGACAGUGUACCACAGUAGACGCCAGUUGUGUAGAGAUGCGUUCACUGUUCUCUAGUGCGUCAAAAAAACUAGUGGAAACAAGAGUUAUAUCAGGGAACGGAUGUCGUUGUUUGUAUAUGGCGAUGCCCAAAUAAACAAGGUGCUAUGCACUUUUAAGUAGCACACUGACACAAUGAAUAGGUCGCUUGCCUUUAGCACAUUUGGGUUCCGAGCAUCAGUCACUGCUAUAUAUGUUUUCUUUCUCUGAGUGUCAAAGUUUGUUGUGAGACAUCUAUUUUAUAGAGUAGGAACAAUUUGAGAUAUUCUAUACCUAACAACACUAUUCACAAACUUGUUGAAGUAAAAAUGUAAGAAGAAAGAUGUUGCUGGUUCAACAGUUUUGUAGGUUUCUGUAUCAUAGUUAUAUAACGGUUUUGUGGUAGCCAAAUGUUCUGCAGAAUAUAAUGGUAUUGAUGUAGCCAAUUUAGUCCAACUUUUAUUUUUACUAUCGGAAAAUCGUCACCAUGCAUAACCUGAACCCAACAUACAUACUCCCUAUUUUUUCAUUCCUUCAUCAUCCAUUGUUUCAUAGUUAUGCCAGUAUUUUUCCUGUAAAUGAUGAUUUCUGUAUUUAUCAUUCUAGUACGCUCAAUCAAGAUAUUGUAUAAUGGUGUACAUCUAGGAAAUAUAUGGUACCGUCCGUCAGUAUUACACAGUCUGUACCUUGAAGCGCUUGGAAACUUGGUUGCCAUCACUGUAGCGUGUAUACAUCAUUAGGCACCUGUCAUGUUGUUCAAGUUUGUUGUACUUACCAAUAUGUUAUAUCAAGCCAUUUCUCCCCAGCUCUGUUGUUGGCAAGACGGUUCUGUUCCGAGGUGCACAUUCUUGCCACAUUUGAUUGCCUUGUCAGCUGUGGCUUCGGACAUUCCAUUUUCAAUUUGUCAAAUAAAAGGUUUAUUUUG
Branchiostoma belcheri (Belcher's lancelet) is the source of this 3014-nucleotide messenger RNA. RefSeq names its product cAMP-dependent protein kinase type II regulatory subunit-like. Gene Ontology annotation, biological process: regulation of protein phosphorylation. Gene Ontology annotation, cellular component: cAMP-dependent protein kinase complex. The coding region runs from base 341 to 1510 and encodes 389 amino acids. The transcript is spliced from 13 exons. Gene Ontology annotation, molecular function: cAMP-dependent protein kinase regulator activity. NCBI's taxonomy places the organism in Eukaryota, Metazoa, Chordata, Leptocardii, Amphioxiformes, Branchiostomatidae. The record is from RefSeq and is a predicted model, not a curated record.